Molecule: messenger RNA, 13257 nt
Organism: Bicyclus anynana (squinting bush brown)
Lineage: Eukaryota; Metazoa; Arthropoda; Insecta; Lepidoptera; Nymphalidae
Gene: Lrrk
Product: leucine-rich repeat serine/threonine-protein kinase 1
Exons: 57
Coding region: 207-9470 (3087 amino acids)
Biological process (GO): protein phosphorylation
Molecular function (GO): ATP binding; protein kinase activity; protein binding
Source: RefSeq, a predicted model, not a curated record
CGAAUUUUCGAAUUUCGAUCGAUAUUUUGAAUUAAACUAAUAAAAUUAUGCUAUUUGGAACAGUAUUCCAUUUUAACCAUAUUUAAAUUGUUUUAAAAUACCUAAGAGAAAUUGGUGUUUUAGAAUUAUAAUGGAUGUAGUGUAGUGCAUUUGAUUUUAUUUAUUAAUUUUACUUUAGAUGGGUUGUUUUACUGCGAAUAGUGAAAAUGGAUUUGUCUCCCGACGAGGAAUGCUUUCAGGGUCGUCUUCUACAUCAGGCGGCGCUGUGGGACAACCUGGAGCUGCUGCAGGAGCUGGUGGCGGGCGGCGCGCAGCUGGACGCGCGCGACUCGCAGCAGCGCACGGCCCUGCACGCGGCGGCGCUGGCGGAGCGCAGCCGCUGCCUGCGCGCGCUGUGCGCGGCCGGCGCCGACGUGCACGCGCGCUCCGACGAGCACUCGGGCGCCAAGACAGCGCUGCACAUCGCCGCCGAGCGCGGGCACGCAGAGAACGUGCGCGCGCUGCUCGGUGCGGGCGCUGCUGUCGGCGCGCUGAGCGGCGCCGGCGACACGCCGCUGGCGCUGGCCGAGCGCGGCCGGCACCGCCACGCGGCGCUGGCUCUCCGGGAGGCUAGGGACGCGUUGGACAGGGAGCGCCUCUCGCAGCACAGCCAGCUGCGCGAGCUGGUGACACGUGGGGACGCCAGCGUGCUGGUCGCCCGGCUCGACAGCCUGGGUGCUGCCGCUGGCAUCGUCGCCAACCUGACCCCAGGAGGCGCCAACACCUUGCUAUACGUCGCGUCGGAGUUGGGCGCGCGCGCGGCGGUGGCGGCGCUGGUGGCGGCGGGCGCGGACGGGCGCGCGCACCCCGUCACGCGCUACGGCCCGCUGUACAUAGCGUGCUACCACGGUCACGCCGACAUCGCGCGGCUGCUGCUCGAGCGCUUCCCUGAGGCGGUGCAGCAAGAGACAGUGGAGAAAUGGCUGCCACUGCACGCGGCGUGCAUCGGAGGCCACCCGGCGCUGGUCACCUUGCUCCUAGACUAUCCGUACCCCGAGCACAUACUCAGUGUCUACACGGACGUGACCGGCAAAUGGCAGUACCGUUUCGCGUUUGACGUGAACGCGCGCGACGCGAGCGGUCAGACCGCUCUGUACGUCGCUUGCACGCUCGGCAACGCCGCCGUUGUAGACGCUCUACUGUCUCACACCGUGCCUGUUUACCAGACUGAGAGCGAGGAACAGCCCCCGGCGGUGGUCAGUCCGCAGCGCGCCGGCAUCUCGCUCGGCAUACAUGCAAUCGUCAGCAAACUGACUGGAAGCAAACCGAGUGCAUCGGAGCCGACGGUGCGUCGCGUGCGAGCGGUGCGCCUGGAGGCGGCGCGCGGCGCGGACAGCUGCGUGGCGUGCGCCGCGCGGCUCAACCACGUGCGCGUGCUGCGCAGGCUGCUGGACGCGGGGGCCAGGGCGGACGCGACCGCCGCGCCGCCGCACCAGGAGGCGGGCGGGGAGAGCAGUCGCGAGGUGCGGCGCCGCUCGCGCAGCGCGUCCGUGUCCCGCAGCCGCGCGUCCGCGUCCCCCUCCCCCGCGCGCGCCAGCUACGGCGAUGACCGUGAUGGUCCCUGGACGGCGCUGGCGAUUGCCGCGCGAGCCAAGAACGUGCAAGUGGUGGAGAUCCUGUUGGCGGCCUGCGCGAGCGACCCCGGCGGACGGGCGCUGAGAGAGUGCGCGCGCCAUGGGCUCGCGGAGCUGAUGGCUGCUCUGCUGGCAACCAAGGCGUAUCCGGACCCCGAUUACAAGAUCAACAAGUCGGUGGUGUCGGCGGCGGUGCUGAGCGCGCGCGACGCCGACCCCGCGCUGUCGUACAGCGCGCGCUGCCCGACCACCGCCGUCAUGGUUAACUGGCGAGAGCUGCGCUGCCAGCUCGCGCAGAUCAAGAUGAGUUGGAUCCGCGCGGCAGCUUUGCGUGUCAACCCGCGCGUGUCGGCGGCGUCCAGCGCGGCGCUGGCGCUGACCAGGCUGGAGAUCGCCAACAACGAGCUGAGGCUGCUGCCGAGGGAGCUGUUCUCUAUGCUGAGUCUGAGAUAUCUGAACGCAGCACAGAACAAGUUAGAACGUCUGCCCACGGCGGAGGACCCUUUCGAGGAGGAAGCAGAGAACAGGAGGAGUAAGAGCAAGAAACACAAGAGAAACACAGAAGUUUAUACUGCGCCGGUGCUUCAAGAGCUUUAUCUACAGGACAAUCGUCUUGAGGAGUUGCCACCAGAGUUGUUCUCUCUUCCUGCGCUGACGAGUCUGGACGUGUCAAACAACAAGCUACGCGCGCUGCCGCCGCAGAUGUGGCAGGCGCCGGUGCUGAGGGACCUCAACGCCGCUCUCAACCACCUGCGAGAACUUCCCACUGGGGAUGAGGGUUUGAGUGAUAGCCAGUCAGCCUCAUCACCGUGCGAGUCAUCACCCAACGCAUCUCCCUCUCUUUCAUCACCGCCGUUCGCGUUUGAUCAAUCCAAAUCAUCAUCCAGGAGUCCGUCCAUCGAAGUCAGCGAGUCAUCACCGGACGAUGGCGACGACGUCCCCACACUGGGCAACCGCGCGGGAAACGCCGUUUGGUCGGAGGCGAGACGCGCGCACGCGUGGCGCGGGGCGCGCGCGUCGUCGCCAGUGCGAGCGGGCGCGGGCGCUGGUGCGGGCGCGGAGGCGGGCGCGGGCGGCGCGCUGUCGUCGCUCAACCUGGCGCACAACCAGUUCUCGUGCGUGCCGGCGCCGCUGGCGUGUCGAGCGCCCGCACUCACUCGGCUCAACAUGGCUUACAACAAUCUGAGAUCGAUGUCGUUCGUGACGUCAUACCCCACCAGCCUCCGCCAGCUGGACCUGAGCCACAACGAGAUCACCUGCUGGCCCAGUCUACCGCAGGUGGAGAACUUUGGUUCAUCGGAGGGGGACCCCCUAGCGUGCUACUGCCCCAGCAAGUGUGCGCGCGCGAGACCUCGCUCCAGCGGCUCGGUGCGCUCGCAGCUGCUGAGCGCCGCGUGCCCCGCGCGCAGGCACCUGCGCCUCGAGGGGCUGCGCACUCUGAUCCUAGCGAACAACAUGCUAAGUCGCAUACAACUGACCACCGACGAUGACGGACUGGUCCCGGCCAGCGAGCCGGACGGUGACGAGAACGAUGACGAAUGGAGCAGCCGCGGUUCCCUCAAGGCAAGGUUGCUGUUCCCGCUGCUGUCGAUGCUCGACGUGUCCAGCAACCUGCUGCGCGCCGUGCCGCCGGCGCUGCAUCUGCUGGCCAACCUGUCCGUGCUCAACCUCAGCGGGAACAAAGAUAUAACCGAUCUGCCGCCACAAAUGGGCCUGCUGACGCGGCUGUGGAACCUCAACACGGUGGGCUGCUCGCUGCAGGAGCCGCUGCGCUCGGUGGUGCGCGGCGGGCGCUGCCGCAGCGUCGACGUCGUGGGCUACCUGCGCUCCGUGCUGCAGGAGGCGAAGCCCUACGCGCGGAUGAAGCUGAUGAUCGUCGGCGUGCAGGGCAUUGGCAAGACGAGCUUGUUGGAGUGCUUGCGCCAGGAAUCCGCCAUACAGCAUCGGAGGAAGCCUACAGAGCAUUGGGCGAAGCGAAUGGGCAACAAGUCGUCGCGGCGCGGCGUGUCCACCGUGGGCGUGGACAUCGGCGCGUGGGUGUACGAGCCGCAGCGCUCCGCGCGCGGGCCCGUCACCUUCCGCACGUGGGACUUCGGCGGGCAGCAGGAAUACUACGCCACGCACCAGUACUUCUUGUCGAAGCGCUCCCUCUACCUCGUGGUGUGGAAGGUCUCGGACGGCCGGAAGGGGCUGGCGGCAGCUUUGCAGUGGCUCAGGUCCAUACAAGCUCGCGCGCCGGGUUCGCCCGUCAUCAUGGUCGCUACACACUACGACCAAGUGGCUCAUAGCACGGUGAGCUCCAACGAGAGCCCGGUGGCGCUGCAGCGGCUGAUCCGCGGCGCUGUCAUGGCGGCGCCCGACGCUGACAAGCUCGGCCUGCCGCGCGUGUUGGACUCUAUUGAGGUGUCGUGCAGUACUCGACAUAACAUAAAGCUGCUCGCUGACAUCAUCUACUCAGUCGCGUUCAGUGUCAAGCCGCCUGGCAGCAAAGAACCCCUACUCGAGCAGCGCGUCCCAGCGACGUACCUGGCUCUAGAAGAGUGCGUGCAUAGUCUCGCAGCUGACCUCAAGGAGCCGGUCUUGAGGCACGACCAAUAUAGACGACUGGUAACGCAGUAUAUGCAACAGAGGAACCUGCGAAUGUUUCGGGAUGCGGCAGAACUGCACCAGGCGUCCAUGUUCUUGCACGAAAACGGCGUGCUGCUCCACUACGACGACGCGACGCUCAAGGAGCUGUACUUCUUGCGCCCGCAGUGGCUCUGCGACGUGCUCGCUCACGUCGUCACCGUCCGCGAGAUCAACCCCUUCGCCAACAACGGUAUAAUGAAGGUGGACGACCUGGCGCACGUGUUCAAGGCGUCGCCGGUGCUGGGCGGCGGCGAGGAGGCGCGCUCGCUGGGCGUGUCGCUGCUCAACAAGUUCGAGCUGGCGCUGUGCUGGGACGCGCGCUCGCUGCUGGUGCCGCCGCUGCUGCCCGACGCGGAGCCCGAGCGGCCGCAGUUGGCGCUGAAGUCGCGCGCGUGGCCGGGCACGCCGCGCCGCGCCGCCGGCUCGCUGUCCGCGCUGGCCGAGCCCGCGCGCGGCACUGACUCGCCGCUGCUCAUACAGGAGAGUUCAGGCGCUAUAGCGGUGUCGUCGCGCGCGAGCGGGCGCAGCAUCAGGCGCCUGUUGCUGCUGUCGUACGUACCCCGCGGGUUCUGGGCGCGGCUGUGCGCGCGCGUGCUGGCCGACCCAGCGCUGGCGCUGCACUCUCCCAACUUGUACACUGCGCCGAGAGAGAUGGAGAUCGACGACAACGUGGUGAAGGCGCUCGAGUUGAAUUGGUGCUGGAAGCUGUGGAAGACGGGCCUCAAGCUGGUGUGCGGGCCGCUGACGCUGCUGGCGCUGCGCGAGCUGCCGCCGCGCUACGACCCGCUGCUGGGGGCCGUGGGCGACGAGGACGAGCCCGAUGAGCUGUACCACGCCAUACGAUUCCGCGUACGUCAGGAAGGCGUGUGGUGCGAGCUGGACGUGCAGUCGUCUGCGUGCGUGGAGGUGCUGCUGCCCGCUGAGGUGUGCAUUGUCAAGAGAGAGGACGGCCUGCCCAUCGGAGGCUGUCAGAGCAUAAGCCUAGAGCCAAACCCUGAAGUGCUAACCAAGGUGCUGGCGCUAAUAUCCGACCACGUGGACCUGCUGCUGGAGGAUUGGUACCCGUCCCUUGGUACCCGCUUCGUCCACACGUCGGAGGGUAGAUGCCUGAUAACGCGCGUGGCGCCGUGCCCUGCUUGCCUGCGCGACUUCCAGUCUAACGCGGACCACGAGCCCCACGACCACCACCACCACGACCACGAAAAGCAGCUGGCGCAGGUGUUCCGACGCUUAGAACUCGGAAACGCAGAACCGCGGCGCCUGCGGCUGUCAGAGGAGUCUCGCGCGUCCGAUGGAGACAGUGGCGUCGGCGCAGAGUCAAAUACAUCGUCCCGAAUGGGUUCGACGGAGGGCGUCUGCAACGGCAACUGCUUCGUGGCGACUUGCUGGACGCUGGAGGAGUGCGUGCUGGCGGCGUGCACCACCGCGCCGCUGCGCUGUCCGCACCACGCGGACGUGCAGCUGGCGGACGUCGCGCCGGACACGCUGCUGCUCGACGUGGAGGAGCACCGGCGCGCGCGCUGGGAGCACGUGUGGUGCGGCGCGCUGGCGGGGCGCGGCGCCUUCGGCACGGUGCUGACGGGCGCGUGGCGGCGCCCGGGGGCCAAGCCCGAGCCUGUCGCAGUGAAGGCGCUGCAGCCGGUUGCGCCGCCCUCGGCUCACGACCUGACCGCCAUGCAAGCUUACAAGGCGGCGGUGUCUCGGUGGGAACGCGACGCGUGGGGCGCCGCGUGCCGCGCGUACUGCGGGCUGCGCCAGGAGCUGGGCAUCCUGUCGCGGCUGCGGCACGCGCACGUGCUGCCGCUGGUGGCCGUCUGCGCAGCCCCGCUGGCGCUGCUGCUGGCUGUAGCACCGCAGGGGUCGCUGGAGAGCGUCCUGCGCCGCUACAGGGGCUGCGGCGCGCGCGUAGGGCCGCGCACGGCGCGCGCUCUGGCGCUGCAGGUGGCGCGCGCGCUGGAGUACCUGCACGCGCACCGCGUGCUCUACAGAGACUUGAAGUCUGAGAACGUGUUGGUGUGGUCGCUGCCGGCGCCGCAGGAGGCGCUCGCGGUGGAGCACGGCGCGGACGCUAUCGACGUGCACGUCAAGCUCGGCGACUAUGGUAUAUCCCGUUUAGCGCCCCCCUCGGGGACUAAAGGCUUUGGUGGAACGGAGGGCUUCAUGGCACCCGAGAUUAUGAGGUACAACGGAGAGGAGGAGUAUACGGAAAAGGUGGAUUGCUUCUCGUACGGGAUGCUUCUGUACGAGAUAUUUACGCUUCGCCAGCCGUUCGAGGGGCACGAAGCUGUAAAGGAGGCCGUGCUAGAGGGGGCGAGACCUCCCCUGUCGCCCAGGGACCUGCAGUACCCGUGCAGCAUGCUGGAGACGAUGCGGCGCUGCUGGAGCGGCGCGCCGGAGUGGCGGCCGUCCGCCGCGGCGCUGGUGGCGGUCUGCGCCGCGCCCGAGUUCCUCGCGCUGCGCGACGCCGCCGCCGCGCGCCCCGCCCGCGCCGCCGCCCCCGCGCCCGCCCGCCGGCUCGCGGACGAGGGUGCGGACGGGUGGGAGGUCUGGUACGGCGGCGCGGAGCCCGAGCGCGCGCACACUCUGCUAGCGACCCCCACCGCCUUCACGCACCACCACACGCUGCGGGUGCCGCCGGACAACUCGGAGCCCGUGGUGGUGACGGCGAUGUGCCGCGUCGGCGUGAACAUGUGGCUCGCGGACUCUGUCGGCCGGCUCUUUGUCUACUCAAUAUCUACGUGCGCCCUGUCGUGGAGCGUGCGGCUGCACGAGGCGGUGGGCGGCGCGCCGAGCGCGGUGGCCGCCUUGCACCACCUCGCGCCGCUGCCGCGCCUCGCCAUCGCUCUGGCGUGUGGCAGGUUGUUCAUAGUGACGUCAGAGCGACCCGAGGCGGAGGGCUCGUUCGUGCUCACAGAGCUGGGCACGGCCACCGAGCUGUGCUGUCUCGCCAGCGUCGGCGGCGACGACAGGUCAGUCACUGUAGUGUACACUUGCAGGUUGUUCAUAGUGACGUCAGAGCGACCCGAGGCGGAGGGCUCGUUCGUGCUCACAGAGCUGGGCACGGCCACCGAGCUGUGCUGUCUCGCCAGCGUCGGCGGCGACGACAGGUCAGUCACUGUAGUGUACACUUGCAGGUUGUUCAUAGUGACGUCAGAGCGACCCGAGGCGGAGGGCUCGUUCGUGCUCACAGAGCUGGGCACGGCCACCGAGCUGUGCUGUCUCGCCAGCGUCGGCGGCGACGACAGGUCAGUCACUGUAGUGUACACUUGCAGGUUGUUCAUAGUGACGUCAGAGCGACCCGAGGCGGAGGGCUCGUUCGUGCUCACAGAGCUGGGCACGGCCACCGAGCUGUGCUGUCUCGCCAGCGUCGGCGGCGACGACAGGUCAGUCACUGUAGUGUACACUUGCAGGUUGUUCAUAGUGACGUCAGAGCGACCCGAGGCGGAGGGCUCGUUCGUGCUCACAGAGCUGGGCACGGCCACCGAGCUGUGCUGUCUCGCCAGCGUCGGCGGCGACGACAGGUCAGUCACUGUAGUGUACACUUGCAGGUUGUUCAUAGUGACGUCAGAGCGACCCGAGGCGGAGGGCUCGUUCGUGCUCACAGAGCUGGGCACGGCCACCGAGCUGUGCUGUCUCGCCAGCGUCGGCGGCGACGACAGGUCAGUCACUGUAGUGUACACUUGCAGGUUGUUCAUAGUGACGUCAGAGCGACCCGAGGCGGAGGGCUCGUUCGUGCUCACAGAGCUGGGCACGGCCACCGAGCUGUGCUGUCUCGCCAGCGUCGGCGGCGACGACAGGUCAGUCACUGUAGUGUACACUUGCAGGUUGUUCAUAGUGACGUCAGAGCGACCCGAGGCGGAGGGCUCGUUCGUGCUCACAGAGCUGGGCACGGCCACCGAGCUGUGCUGUCUCGCCAGCGUCGGCGGCGACGACAGGUCAGUCACUGUAGUGUACACUUGCAGGUUGUUCAUAGUGACGUCAGAGCGACCCGAGGCGGAGGGCUCGUUCGUGCUCACAGAGCUGGGCACGGCCACCGAGCUGUGCUGUCUCGCCAGCGUCGGCGGCGACGACAGGUCAGUCACUGUAGUGUACACUUGCAGGUUGUUCAUAGUGACGUCAGAGCGACCCGAGGCGGAGGGCUCGUUCGUGCUCACAGAGCUGGGCACGGCCACCGAGCUGUGCUGUCUCGCCAGCGUCGGCGGCGACGACAGGUCAGUCACUGUAGUGUACACUUGCAGGUUGUUCAUAGUGACGUCAGAGCGACCCGAGGCGGAGGGCUCGUUCGUGCUCACAGAGCUGGGCACGGCCACCGAGCUGUGCUGUCUCGCCAGCGUCGGCGGCGACGACAGGUCAGUCACUGUAGUGUACACUUGCAGGUUGUUCAUAGUGACGUCAGAGCGACCCGAGGCGGAGGGCUCGUUCGUGCUCACAGAGCUGGGCACGGCCACCGAGCUGUGCUGUCUCGCCAGCGUCGGCGGCGACGACAGGUCAGUCACUGUAGUGUACACUUGCAGGUUGUUCAUAGUGACGUCAGAGCGACCCGAGGCGGAGGGCUCGUUCGUGCUCACAGAGCUGGGCACGGCCACCGAGCUGUGCUGUCUCGCCAGCGUCGGCGGCGACGACAGUACGGAAGUGUGGGCGGGCGGCGACCGGCUCUACACGUACACGGUGACGGCGGACGGCGUGAGCGCGGCGGAGUCGCUGCCGGCGCCCGCGCCCGGCAAGCUGGCGCUGCUGGCCGCCGCGCGCGGGCCCGUCGUGCUGGGCAGCUGCUCCCCCGGCGUGUUCGUGUACGCGUGGUGCGCGCAGACGCGGCGGGCGAGCGCGCGGCUGGACUGCAGCAAGCUGGCGCCGUGCUCCGAGAGCCUGCAGUCCAUCGCGCUGGACGAGUGCCUCAACGAGGAGCGCUGUCGGACGUGCCGUUGCCAGGUGACGGCGCUGUGCACGCUGGGCGACGAGGUGUACGUCGGCACCGCGUGGGGCUGCGUCGUGGUCGCGCACGCCGCCUCGCUGCGCCCGCUCACCGUGUUCCGGCCCUACGAGGAGGAGGUGCGAGCGAUAGUGCCGCUGCUGCCGCACGGCGCCGCCCGCGACGCGCUGCUGGCGACGUUCGGCGCCGGGUACAGGCCGCUCGUGCAGCGAUACGCACCCGCACAGUCGAAUAACACAACAACGCACACCGGUUUCUACUGUUUGCUGUGGCGCGCUCAGCACUGGCUGCCCGACUAGUGGCCAUAAGCAGAUCAUUUGGGUUCCAACCAAUAGGAUGCGGCGACGCAGACAAGUCAACCAAUGGCGAGCUACGAUUUAAUAAACUAGCGCUGUGAUUGGUGGAUUGCUAGAUGCCUCUUGAUAUAGAUUUGUCAUGGUUUUGAUAAUAGCUAUAUAUGAUCAUUUAUUUAUGGAAAAGCAACUGUUUACUUGAUUUUGUUAACAUUGAUUUUGCGAACAUGGUCGCAUACAGAACAAUUGGGUUGUGGCCAAUAGGAUGCGGGGACGCAGACAAGUCAACCAAUGGCGAGCUACGAUUUAAUAAACUAGCGCUGUGAUUGGUGGAUUGCUAGAUGCCUCUUGAUAUAGAUUUGUCAUGGUUUUGAUAAUAGCUAUAUAUGAUCAUUUAUUUAUGGAAAAGCAACUGUUUACUUGAUUUUGUUAACAUUGAUUUUGCGAACAUGGUCGCAUACAGAACAAUUGGGUUGUGGCCAAUAGGAUGCGAGGACGCAGACAAAUCAACCAAUGGCGAGCUACGAUUUAAUAAAUUAGCGCUGUGAUUGGUGGAUUGCUAGAUGUCUCUUGAUAUAGAUUUGUCAAGGUUUUGAUAAUAGCAAUAUGUGAUCAUUUAUUUAUGGAAAAUCAAGUGAUUGAUUUUGUUAACAUUGAUUUUGCGAACAUGCUCAUCACACAAAUAUUUUCCAGUCGUGGGAAUCGAACCCACGGCCGUGGAUGCAGAAAGCAGGGUCACUAGCCACUGCGCCACGCGGCCAUCUAUGAUAUAGUUUUACGUCGUCGUGAUUUUGAUGCAGCUUUUUUUUAAAUAGAAUUUGUGAGAAACUUGAAAUGUGAGAAAGAAACGCAGACAGCUAAGUUUUUGUAUAUAAGAAAUACAUAUAUAUUAGAAAUACUUAAACUAAAAUUAAGUAAUUAACUGAUAAGUAUAUAAUAUAAGUGAUAUUAAUAAAAUGUAAUGGAAUUAAAUUUGUAGUGAUAGAAGCGAAUUAUUUUAGUUCUAAAUCGGCGCCAAAAAAUUUGUAAUCUCAAAUGUGGCGUGCUAAAAUUAUAAUUGUGGAAAAUCGCGACGGCCUUCGCAGCGCAGUGGUAUGGUAUGUGGAUUUACAAGACGGAAGUCCUGGGUUGAACCCCGGCUGGGGAUUGAGGUUUUUGUUAAUUUGGUUCAGGUCUGGCUGGGAGGCUUCGACUGUGGCUAGUUACCACCCUAGCGGCUAAGGUGGGUACGAUGUCGUGUAGAAACCGAAAUGGGUGUUGUUUUUCAUCCUCCUCCUAAUAAGUUAGUCUGCUUCCAUCUUAGAUUGCAUCAUCACUUACCAUCAGGUGAGAUUGUAGUCAAGGGCUAACAUGUAAAGAAUAAAAAAAAGUCCACGAUUAUAAUUUUGACAUGCCAAUCUUGUUUUUAAUGCACCUCUAAGGCCUAGUUAUGACUGUCACAAAAUAUAUUGCAUUUAAAAUGCUAAGGUACUUAUAAGGUAAUAAUGAGUAGACUAUAGUAUAACAAAUUCGUUGAUGUCACUCCCGUGAUAUGCGGGUGACGGGGGGAAAUACUGAGCGGGUGUGAAAUCGUGCGCGCGAGGAAGUUUUUCGUUCAUCGCUACACGCCCCCCCGCCCGCGCGCAACAUCGAGAGUGUGAUGAAUGAAGUUGUCAAGCUAUAAGACUUUUCAAAACUAAAGUAAGGAGCCAAAAAUAUUCAAAUUAGUCUCGAGAUCGAUUAUGAUAAAAAAAAAAUAGAAUACAUUAGAUUUCUUAAUAAUCUUUAGCAGAGAUAUGUUUAUAAUUAUCAUCUAUCAAGUGGUUGCUAAGCAACGAUGUUUUUGGUAAACGGGUUUCGAUGUCACACACCUCUCUUUCUCUCUUAAUGAUAAACUAAAGUCCGGCCGCACAGUGAUUGCGUUUCUGACACCUGUCGAUGUCAAAUGUCAAAAUUGUUAAUAGUUUAAGCCCAAAAUUAAUAUGUUUAUUGUAAGCUUGCAUAAUUAUUUAAUUUUUAACUGACUUCAAAAAGAGGACUUUCUCAAUUUGAGGCGUAUGUUAUUUUUUUUUGAUAUUUAUUACCUCAUACCUUCGUCAUUUAUUAACCAAUUUUGAAAAUUCUUUUUUUAAUUUGAAAUAUUGAGUAUACUUCUAGAUUGGUCCCAUUGUAAAUUGGUUUUGUAGUUUUGUGUUAAUCAAAAUAACUGGUAUACGUUUUUGAAGUCGGUUCCAUUUUUAUGUCUAAGAGAUUUAUUAUUAAUGUUGUUACUGGUUAUUACAGUUAAUAAAAGACAUUUGAAACUUUGCCGGAAUUGUUCGGCAAUUCAAAGCUACAUCGCCCAUUCUAUUGCGACCUGUUAGAAACGCAGUUUCUGAGCGGCCGGACUCUAACAACGGGUUUCUUAUGUGCUGACGUUCUAGCUUACACACUUAAACGUUUACUACUAUAUAAGCCAACAUUCAGCUACUCAUUAGCUAAGAAAACUAUUAAUUAUAUCUGGAGUUUCUAAAGUUUGAAGUGAUAUUUAAUUAUUUAAGAUUAAAUUUAGAUUUUGUAGCGUUACCAUUUUAAUAUGAAAGUGGCUAUUUUUGAUUCGGCAUGCCAUAGUUAUAGUGUGGCAUGCCAUAGUUAUAGCGUGGCAUGCCAUAGUAAUAGUGUGGCAUGUCAUAGUUUUAGCGUGGCAUGCCAUAGUUAUAGCGUGGCAUGCCAUUGUUAUAGUGUGGCAUGCCAUAGUUAUAGCGUGGCAUGCCGUAGUAACAGUGUGGCAUGCCAUAGUAAUAGUGUGGCAUGCCAUAGUUAUAGCGUGGCAUGCCAUUGUAUUAGUGUGGCAUACCAUAGUUAUAGUGUGGCAUGCCAUAGUAAUGGUGUGGCAUGCCAUAGUUAUAGCGUGGCAUGCCAUAGUUAUAGCGUGGCAUGCCAUAGUUAUAGCGUGGCAUGCCAUAGUUAUAGCGUGGCAUGGCAUACUAAUACUAUAAUGAUGGCAUGGCAAUUAUGUUUCCGAUUGUGACUCCAUACACAAGAAAAUAGUAAUGCGUUUUAUGAUUAAAUUCUGUGAUAUUUUUUGCGUUGUGUUAUGUGUCGUAUUUUAGAUUAAACAAUAUUAUGGUAGCUAGUAAUUUAACUGGUGGUCGUGCAGAUUACAUAUGUAAUUCAUCAUGAUGUGCGGAGCUCCUGUGACAAAAUUAUUAGUGACUGAUGCUUGUGUAACACUAAAUAGGUAUCUCAAACGUAAAUAAUAAAGUACCUAGAAGGCCUACUUACCAAAGGCUAACCAUUUUUCAGAUAUUUUAUAUUUAGUAUGGGUGGAUUACAUAUGUAAUCCGCGCGACCACUGCAGGGUAAAGAACCGUGAAUGUGUCGAAGGCCUAUACUUUAUAUGCUUAAAUUGUUAUGCAAGAGUGGUAUGCUAAAAUUAUAGUAUGUCAAAACAAUCAUAAACAAAAGGCCUAUAACUCCAAUAUGCCAAAAAUGUGCUGCUUGCUAAAAAUACAACAUGCCACAGGUUUAAUUUCAUAAAUGCCACUUUGACAUGGCAAAAUCGGCAAAAAAAUAUUAGUAUUUGGUAAGCAAUUUUGGUUUUAUAGCGCAACUGAUGGAAAAUAAUUUAUUUUUAUAUAAAAGAAAAUGUAGAUUUUCGCGUAAUAUAGCAAAAUGAAUUUAUUAUUGUUACACAGUCAGUGAACAAUUAUUGUAAAGUAUCGCCAGCUUAUAUUCAAUAUUUAAUGCAGCAGUUUAUAUAUUGGGUGUCACAAAUGAUUUUUUUAAACCAAAGAAGUAGGUACUAUAAAGAAAUAAAUGAAUUUAGAAUGAC